UCUUCUCCACUCCGGCGCAGCAGAAACCGCUCCAUUCUGCCCUCCGCGUUUCCCGCAUCGAGAAGCCGCCCCGCCGCGUAGUUACGAUGCCGCGUGGAAGCCGGAGCCGUACCUCCCGCGUGGCCACGCCGGCCAGCCGAGCCCCUCAGAUGAGAGCUGCCCCCAGGCCAGCCCCAGCUGCCCACCCACCAGCUGCAGCCCCACCAACUGGGGUCGGCUCACCCGCUGCUGCCCCCCGACAACCCGGUCUGAUGGCCCAGAUGGCGACCACAGCAGCCGGUGUGGCUGUGGGCUCUGCUGUGGGGCACACGCUGGGCCAUGCUAUCACUGGAGGCUUCAGUGGGGGAAGCGGCGCUGAGCCCACCAGGCCUGACAUCACUUACCAGGAGCCUCAGGGAGCCCAGCCGGUGUACCAGCAGCAGCAGCAGUUUGGUCCUUGCCACUAUGAGAUGAAGCAGUUUUUGGAAUGUGCUCAGAACCAGGGUGACCUCAAGCUCUGUGAGGGUUUCAGUGAGGUGCUGAAGCAGUGCAAAUUUGCAAAUGGAUUGGCCUAAUCACAUUCAGACCGAGGAACAGGAAAAUUCAUCUCAUGACCAAGUUAAUUGAGCAUAAAUCGAUAACUGAUAGUAGCCAUGUAACGUGUACAAAUUAAACCUUUCCUCCAUCAUUAAUCCCUUCCUUGCUUUAAGAAUCACCUUGGAAGAAGGCCUUCUUCUGUAUUGAGAUGAUGUCACAUGUUUGGGGCUGGGUUUGUGUGGCCCCCUUAAGCUAGCUGUUGUGAUAUAAUUAUUUGAAUUAACGAAAAUAAAGUUAUUUUCUUCCAA
This is a messenger RNA of Echinops telfairi (small Madagascar hedgehog), 824 nucleotides long. It is a transcript of the gene CHCHD2, whose product is annotated as coiled-coil-helix-coiled-coil-helix domain containing 2. Lineage: Eukaryota; Metazoa; Chordata; Mammalia; Afrosoricida; Tenrecidae. The record is from RefSeq and is a predicted model, not a curated record. Gene Ontology annotation, cellular component: nucleus; mitochondrion. The coding region runs from base 87 to 554 and encodes 155 amino acids. The transcript is spliced from 4 exons. Gene Ontology annotation, molecular function: sequence-specific DNA binding. Gene Ontology annotation, biological process: mitochondrion organization; positive regulation of transcription by RNA polymerase II.